Molecule: messenger RNA, 1389 nt
Organism: Leptonychotes weddellii (Weddell seal)
Lineage: Eukaryota; Metazoa; Chordata; Mammalia; Carnivora; Phocidae
Source: RefSeq, a predicted model, not a curated record
AAAAAAAAUAGGGAGACUGCAGCCAGGCAGAAAGUGAGGAUGUGGAUGGGGUGGAGGGUGCAGUGCCCUUAGGGGUCUGGUGGAGGUUAGGGAUCUUUGAUUAAUACACAAGAGGGAGUAGGCAAGCAGGAUGGGGGGGGGCGGUGGAGAGUGGAAUGCACACAGGGCUUUAGUUAUAGCGGCAGUGGGAGCUGGUGUUGAGGCAGGAUGGAAGAUGAGGCUUGAGAGGGAGAAGGGUCAAGGAUCAGAAGCCAGGGUGCUAGAGAGACCCCCGGCCUUCUUCAAGGACGGUGCCUAUCUGUAGAGGGAAGGCGCUUAGUCCUAAGGGAAGUGCUUGGCCUCCUGAAGACCACGCACAGCCUUCUCAGACUUGUCUAGCCUCCUGGAGGGGAUGGGCAGCAUCCUAUGGCUGGUGUGAUGGUCGGCUCCCACGCAGACAUGGCGCCGGCCUCUACCACCGAGGGGCCCGGGGAGAAGCCCGGCCCCGCAGCCCCCGCCCCGACGGCCCAGUAUGAGUGUGGGGAGUGCGGCAAGUCGUUCCGCUGGUCAUCCCGGCUCCUGCACCACCAGCGCACGCACACGGGCGAGCGGCCCUACAAAUGCCCCGACUGCCCCAAGGCCUUCAAGGGCUCGUCCGCCCUGCUCUACCACCAGCGGGGCCACACGGGCGAGCGGCCCUACCAGUGCCCCGACUGCCCCAAGGCCUUCAAGCGCUCGUCGCUGCUGCAGAUACACCGCAGCGUGCACACGGGCCUGCGGGCCUUCACGUGCGGCCAGUGCGGCCUGGCCUUCAAGUGGUCCUCGCAUUACCAGUACCACCUGCGGCAGCACACGGGCGAGCGGCCGUACCCGUGCCCCGACUGCCCCAAGGCCUUCAAGAACUCGUCCAGCCUGCGGCGCCACCGGCACGUGCACACGGGCGAGCGGCCCUACGCCUGCGGCGUGUGCGGCAAGAGCUUCACGCAGAGCACCAACCUGCGGCAGCACCAGCGCGUGCACACGGGCGAGCGGCCCUUCCGCUGCCCGCUCUGCCCCAAGACCUUCACGCACUCGUCCAACCUGCUGCUGCACCAGCGCACGCACUCGGCCGAGCGCCCGUUCGCCUGCCCCGUCUGCGGCCGCAGCUUUGUCAUGGCCGCCUACCUGCAGCGGCACCUGAGGACGCACGCCCCCGCCCCCACGGCCGCCGCCCCUCCUGCCAUCCCCAGGUUCCCUGAGGAAACCGUGGCCGGAGCGUCGGCUGCAGCGUCCCACAGCGGCCAGGACGGCGCCCCCUGCCCCUUCCCCAGUUCCCUCGGCCUCGCCAGAGCCCCCUGGCCCACCGGUGACCCCCGACUCUGCGCCACGGCUUAUUCCCGAGACAGCUUCAACGCGGGAGGUGACCUCUGA